Messenger RNA from Pocillopora verrucosa, 1618 nucleotides. RefSeq lists its product as uncharacterized. The record is from RefSeq and is a predicted model, not a curated record. Lineage: Eukaryota; Metazoa; Cnidaria; Anthozoa; Scleractinia; Pocilloporidae.
AGGAAACCGAUUAGUUAAAGCGAGAAAAAACGAAAGUGCUGAAAAUGGAUUCAGAGCACAGACGAAGCGAGAGCAGCUAUGAAGCAAGGAAUGAAAGAGAUGACGUCCUUGACGAUAGGAACGACGUUGUUCAAGAUGAAAUAACGCCAAACAUCAGCGAACCUCCACAACCAGGCGCAUCCGGCUUUAGUCCAACAGAAUUUUGCGUCUGCCCUGGAGAAACAACCCUUUUACUUGAUGUGAAUGAAGCCAUCUGCCCCCUUUGUGGGAAACUCAUCGACAAAACUGUAAAAGAAGCUACGACUUCAGCGACUAAUGAGCAGGGCGCAACAGCAAAUGGCCAUGUUGACGGAUUAAUUUCAAGUCUGGUACAAGGACUAGUCAUUGUUCCAUCCGAAGCAUCUCUCGAAGAUGAAAUUUUUGCUUCAACACAAGAAAAUGGGAGCGUAGAUACAGAUCUUCCAUGUGAGGAGGGACAAGGUGGAAUCAAAAUUCCCGUUGAAAGCAUCUCACACCCAUCAGUCCAAGUGCCAUGUGAACCUCUCCUUCUGAAGUUCUUUGUGCUGAAACAAGAUCAUAUAGAUGUUAAUGAAAUGUUAUUUUCAUUACAUUUCAUCGAACAUUCAGAACAGGGGAGGGUAACUUCAUCUGUAAGACAGUUGGAGCAACACCUGGGAAUGAGAUUUCAGGUUGUCCCACUUGGUGAGGAACAUUCUAUCCAAGCAGAGAGUAAGCAUCUCCACACCAUCAAUGUAGACCAACAAAUUACAGUUAUGUUUCAAUUGCUGAAACAAUGUGAAAGAAAAUUCAUACUGCGUGGGGACACUUUUGAGGUACCUUUGAUGCGUAUAAAGUCCUUGUGCCAGAACAGAAUUCCUGGUUCUGUAGCUCAAGUUUGCGUGAUGCCUAUUUGUGAACCUGGGGAAGUUUGUCAGGAUCACAUUAAGAUGACAAUCAACACUGGGCAUACUAUUCACAUCAUGUUAAUUCCUAUCUGGUCUUCAAGGCCAGCUGAUCAAGGAGAGUAAAAAAUGCCUCUGUGCCUGGAAGUCCACCAGCAGGUCAUAGACUAUUAAUAUUACCACUUAGUAUCAAUUGCCAUUGUGAAUUAUUUGUAAAAUAUAGCUUAGCAUAUAAACAGAUUACAUAUAGUCAAAACUUGCAGUAGCAGCCCUCAUAAUCAAGCAUUAUUUACACAAUGAAUGCAGGGUAUCAAAAUGUCAGUUUAAAUAAUUGCAUUAACUUUGUAGGUUAGCUGUGAUAUAAUCUAGCAACAUUAAAUUGAUUUCUUAGAACUAUGAAAUUGGGAAACCCUCCCAAAAAAAACAAAACAAAACAAAAAAAUUAGCUCUAGAGGUGGAGCGAUUUUCAAUUGAGUGUUGAAAGUAAUCCGAGAUUGCAUUGGUUUUGCUCCUUUUCUCUACUGUGAUAGGUCAAAAAACUUGCACCCUUUUUAACAGUUCAUUUGCAAAACCAAAUCCAGUAAUAACUUGGUGACUUGCAUUUUUUGCCCUUAGGGAGUUUGCUUUGUCUUACCCUAAAUUCUCACUGGCUAUUUACCAUGCUUCCUAUUACUCUGCUUGGCCAUUGUGAUUACUUUAACUUUGGUUUGACGACA